UUCUAUACAUUCGGUUUCUCUUAUCAAGUCUACGUUGUUUAGAUAAAGAAAAAACGAUUCGAAACACAUUUAUUAUUCCUUAAAAUAUAGUAAACAUUACAGAUAUUGUAAAAUUAUGCUUUUGUGCCUCUGCAAACUUUUUUGAAUUGUUCUAUAGUGUUAUUUUAAAUGCUGGAUGAUAAAACAUGCACGGCGUUACUGCAUUAUUCCGUUCUACUAUAUUUCCAAUAAAAUAUUUGAAGGUUACUCGACAUUUUUCUCUGAGCCAUUCAAAGCAAGCAGAAUUUUUUCGAAAUUCUGAAGAAGCUAUUCAUGAUAUUUCAGAUGGAGCAAAACUUUUAGUUGGAGGUUUUGGAUUAUGUGGAAUACCAGAAAAUCUUAUUGCAGCUCUUGUUAAAAGAGGGCAGAAAAACUUAACUAUUGUCAGCAAUAAUGCUGGUGUUGAUAAUUUUGGAUUAGGCCUUCUGCUUCAAAGCAGACAGAUAAAACGUAUGAUUGCAUCUUAUGUUGGUGAAAAUGCUGAAUUUGAAAGGCAAUACUUAACUGGUGAACUAGAAUUGGAAUUUGUACCUCAGGGUACUUUAGCUGAAAGGAUAAGAGCUGGAGGUGCAGGUAUUCCUGCCUUUUACACAUCUACAGCAUAUGGGACCCUUGUUCAAGAAGGUGGGGCUCCCGUUAAAUACAAUCCUGAUGGCAGCAUAGCACUGGCGAGUGAAUCCAAAGAGGUUCGACAAAUUAAUGGACGAGAUUAUAUUUUGGAAGAAGCUAUUACUGGUGAUUUUGCUUUAGUUAAAGCUUGGAAAGCUGACAAGUUUGGAAACUUAAUUUUUCGAAAAUCAACUCCAAAUUUUAAUGUUCCUAUGUGCAAAGCAGCAAAAAUUACGAUUGCUGAAGUUGAAGAAAUUGUGGAAAUAGGGGAAAUACCUCCUGAAAAUGUGCAUGUUCCUAGUGUUUAUGUUCAAAGAGUCUUACUCGGUGAAAAAUUUGAAAAAAGAGUUGAAAGACUGAAGUUCCACAAAAAAGAAGGUAAUGGUGUCAAAACUCCAGCUGAAAAAAUAAGAGAAAAAAUAGUCAAAAGGGCUGCUUUAGAAUUUCAGGAUGGCAUGUAUGUAAAUCUUGGUAUUGGUAUGCCUGUGUUAGCAAGUAACCAUAUACCACCAGGCAUGACAGUUCAUCUUCAUUCAGAGAAUGGCGUCUUGGGUCUGGGACCCUAUCCAUUAGAAGGCGAACAUGAUCCUGAUUUGAUAAAUGCAGGGAAAGAAACAGUCACUGCUCUACCUGGAGCCUCAUUUUUUCCCAGUGAUGAGUCAUUUGCAAUGGUCAGAGGAGGUCAUAUUCAAUUGACUAUGUUAGGUGGCAUGCAAGUAUCUCGUUAUGGUGAUUUAGCAAACUGGAUGAUACCCGGUAAGCUGGUGAAAGGAAUGGGUGGAGCCAUGGACUUAGUGUCAUGCGAAGGAUCCAAUACUAGAGUGGUGGUUGUGAUGGAGCACACAGCCAAAGGAAAGACACCAAAGAUUUUGGAAUCCUGUACAUUACCUCUGACAGGAAGACGAUGUGUUAAUAGAAUCAUAACUGAAAAAGGUGUCUUUGAUGUGGAUUUCGAAAAUGGAUUAACUUUGGUGGAAAAGGCAGAAGAUGUGACAUUAGAGGAUAUAGUGAAUACAACUGAAUGCCAAUUUGAGGUUUCCCCUGAUUUGAAACCAAUGGGGCAAAAUUAGAAAUACUAUAAAUGGAGCAUUUUAUAUUCAAGAUGAGACUGGUAUUUUACAAAAUCUAGCCCUGAACUGUAAAUAAAGUAUUUUUCUAUCAUAACAUUCAGUAAUUGUGUUGUAAGGCUUGUAAAUAUUUUCGUUUUAAUCUUGUGAAUUCUUUUUAUAUGUUCAAAUAGUAAAUGAUUUUCAUAUCUCAGAGCUUAUAUUUAGAUGCUAAUGCAAUGUAGAGCAUUUAUCAAAAGCUUCAGUGGUGCAUUUUAAUAAAUUGAAUGAUUC
Molecule: messenger RNA, 1988 nt
Organism: Argiope bruennichi
Lineage: Eukaryota; Metazoa; Arthropoda; Arachnida; Araneae; Araneidae
Gene: SCOT
Product: succinyl-CoA:3-ketoacid coenzyme A transferase 1, mitochondrial-like
Exons: 15
Coding region: 186-1718 (510 amino acids)
Biological process (GO): ketone body catabolic process
Cellular component (GO): mitochondrion
Molecular function (GO): succinyl-CoA:3-oxo-acid CoA-transferase activity
Source: RefSeq, a predicted model, not a curated record